Messenger RNA from Sporothrix schenckii 1099-18, 2391 nucleotides. RefSeq names its product pre-mRNA-splicing factor CDC5/CEF1. The transcript has 2 exons. Gene Ontology annotation, cellular component: spliceosomal complex; Prp19 complex. Gene Ontology annotation, biological process: mRNA splicing, via spliceosome. The record is from RefSeq and is a predicted model, not a curated record. Lineage: Eukaryota; Fungi; Ascomycota; Sordariomycetes; Ophiostomatales; Ophiostomataceae. Bases 1 to 2391 code for a protein of 796 amino acids.
AUGGUUGCCGUCAAAGGCGGCGUGUGGACAAACAUCGAGGACGAGGUGCUCAAGGCCGCCAUCUCCAAGUAUGGCCUCAACCAGUGGGCGCGCGUGUCGUCGCUGCUGGCGCGCAAGACGCCCAAGCAGUGCAAGGCGCGCUGGAACGAGUACCUUGACCCCAGCAUUCGCAAGAUCGAAUGGAGCAAGGAGGAGGACGAGAAACUGCUGCACUUGGCCAAGCUGAUGCCCACACAAUGGCGCACCAUCGCACCCAUUGUCGGCCGCACGGCCAACCAGUGCCUCGAGCGCUACCAGAGGCUGCUGGACGAGGCCGAGCAACGGGAGGCGUCCGAGUUUGGGCUGACGGGCGACGCCGACGGCGAGGCGUCCGCACCGUCGGCCGACCACGUGCGGCGGCUACGGCCUGGCGAGGUCGACCCGGAUCCGGAAAGCAAACCGGCACGGCCGGACACGAUCGACCUGGACGAGGACGAGAAGGAGAUGCUCAGUGAGGCGCGUGCUCGCCUGGCCAACACACAGGGCAAGAAGGCGAAGCGGAAGGCGCGGGAGCGGGAACAGGAGGAGUCGCGGCGGCUGGCCAAUCUGCAGAAGCGGCGUGAACUCAAGACAGCCGGCAUCAACAUCAAGGUGGUGACGCGGCGCAAGGGGGAGAUGGACUACAACGCCGACAUUCCCUUUGAGAAGGCGCCCGCGCCCGGCUUUUACGACACGAGCGAGGAGAUUGCGCGCAACGAGCGCCAGCGCGCGGCCAUUGACCCGCGGCUGCAGCAGGCGUCCAACAAGCGCAACCGCGGCGACGCGGACGCGGACGAGGCCGGGCGCAAGAAGCGCAAAAACGACGGCGACAAGAAGGACAGUCUGUCGGCGGCGGCCAUCAAGGCUGGCCAGCAGCAGCGGCUGCGCGAGGCGGAGCAGAGCAGCAAGCGCCGCGCACUCGCCCUUCCUGCGCCACAAGUGAGCGAAGGCGAGCUCGAGGAAAUUAUCAAGAUGGGCGCCAUCGGCGAGCGCGCCAACCAGCUGGCGCAGGCCAGCGACAAUGAGGCCACGCGCGGCUUGCUGCAGGACUACUCGACCAUCCAGGGCACCGGCGGACCCAUCCGCACCCCGCGCGCGGCGCCCGAGGAGGACCGUGUCGCCAACGAGAUCCGCAACAUCCGCGCCCUGACCCAGACACAGUCGUCGCUGCUGGGCGGCGAGAACACACCGCUGCGCGAAGGGUCCGGGUCGACGGGCUUCGAGACGGCUGCACCGCGCAAGCAGGUCGUCGCUACGCCCAACCCACUCGCAACGCCACUGCGGACAGGGGACGGCGCUGGCGGCAGCGGCGUGCUCGCGACGCCGCUGCGGCCCGGACAGACACCGCUGCGUACGCCGCGCGACGGCUUUGCGUUAAACGACGGCAGCGGCAUGAAUGGCGGACAGACACCGGCCCAGCGCCAAGUGGCUCUCCGGGGCCAGCUGCAGCGGGGCCUUGCAUCGCUGCCCAAGCCCAAGGACACGGACUGGGAGCUGGAGCUGCCGGACGAGGCGGACGAGAACGACGAGAGGGCGGCACGGACUGCCCAGCAACAAGUAGAGGACGCUGCAGAUCGCGACCGACGGGCACGCGAGCACCAGGAGGCGCUGGCGGCGCUCGAGCGCAAGCGGCGGACGCAGGUCAUGCAGCGCAACCUGCCACGGCCAGCGUCCGUGGACCUGGCGGCGCUGCUGGCGAGCACUGCCAGCCUCGAGGAUCCAGCUGCGGCGCUUGUCGCCCACGAGGCCGCGCUCCUCGUCGCCAACGAUGCAGCCAAGUUCCCGCUCACGAAAACGGCGGCCCGGCCGGCGACAACGGUGUCUCUCGAGACAAUAGGUGACGACGAUCUGGCCGAGGCGCGGCUGCAGGUGCUGCUUGAGGCCAAGAAAGCGCCGCCACGCGACGCGAUCGACGCAACCUGGACCGGUCUUGUUCCCGCGUCGGACGACGACGGCCGCACGACGGCGCUGCUGCUCGGCCUCGGCUGCUACGACGACGACGACGAAGAUGAGGUCGCGUCUCUUCAGACGGCACUCGAGGCCGUCCGUGACGCUGCGUUGGCGUCGGCCGAAAAGGGUGCCAAGCUCGAGAAGAAGCUGACGGUGCAUCUCGGCGGCUACAAGCACCGCGCCGAUACGCUGCGCAAGAAGAUGACCGACGCACACAGUGCGCUCGGCAAGGCCCAGGCGGCACUCAACGGCUUUGAGAUCCUGGCCCGGUCCGAGGACCAGGCGCUGCAGCGGCGGCUGGCCGGCCUGCGCGACGAAGUGAGCUUCAUCAGCCGACGCGAACGCGAGGCCCAGGAGCUGUACCAGGCAAACAGGGAGGAGCUGCUGGCGCUGGGUGGGCAGGUGGCCACAAAUGGGCAUUGA